UGACAGCAGGGAUUUUGCUUAAAUGCUACUGCACUUGCGGUUGUAAAUGGCAGCUAAUAUAUUCCACCUGGAGUGUAUACAAGUGUACAGGGGGUUAGAUGGCGCUUUGUUAUACCUGGUAUGGUACAUGAACUUUGCAUCAGCUAUUCAUUUUCACAGAGCUAUUUAUACAGGAUUCUGACAGCAAUUUUGAAUUUAUGAAUGAGUGUGAUGUAAACAUUGCUGUAACCUGCAUAUUUUGCUUGACAUAUGAAUUUCUCUUUUUUAAUAAAUCCCAUGUAACACACAGCAUGCAUUAUAAUUUUGGGUUUAUCUAUAAUCCACUGUUUCUAUUUUAUACUUGAGGGGACCUAGGACAAAUCGCUUCUUUCUCUACUUGUUUCCUUUUUCUGCUCUAUUCACUUUUUAAGACGCCUGUUGUAUCAAACAGUAUUGUCGCUGAAAGUGUUGUAAUAUCCCCACCCAGUUUUAUCAAUCAGCCUUUGCCAACCCUGCUCUGACAGACAUAAUAUAAUAGGACAGACACAGUGCGACUAGCCAAUGGGAAAUUACUGUGCUCCAACCAAUGUGGCAAGUGCAAGGAAACCAAUGGAGAGAUGGUUUAGAUGCGAGCACAAAGGAGGGGCCGGGAGGCCAAUUUUCUGGCAGAGAACCAUUCCUGAAGUCAGACACAUCUGCUAGUGAUUUAGUCGCUUCUGCCGCUUCUGCCUCGGGAGCUGUCCAGCCAUCAGAGCUCCUGAAAUCCAGCACAAUGUGAGAGGCAAUGGUAACAGUAGGGGCAUCUGUAACCGACACAACCGAGAGAUGGAGGAUGAUUUAUUCCAGCUCAGACAUCUGCCUGUUGUCAAGUUUCGACGAACAGGGGAAAGCUCCAAAUCAGAAGAUGACAACAUUUCUGGAGAGCAUGAAAUUCAGAUUGGACCUGUUCACACAGAGUUGGAAGCUGUGGAGUUGGAAGAUGGGACAACAGUACCAAGGGAAUUUGCUAACCCAACAGAUGACACGUUUAUGGUGGAAGAUGCCGUGGAAGCUAUUGGUUUUGGGAAGUUCCAGUGGAAACUCUCCAUGCUUACCGGUUUGGCUUGGAUGGCAGAUGCCAUGGAAAUGAUGAUACUUAGCAUUCUGGCUCCACAGCUCCACUGCGAAUGGAGAUUGCCCAGCUGGCAAGUGGCUCUGCUUACUUCGGUGGUAUUCAUAGGGAUGAUGGCCAGUUCAUCUCUCUGGGGAAACGUUUCUGAUCAGUACGGCAGGAGGACUGGUCUGAAGAUCAGUGUAUUCUGGACUCUGUAUUAUGGGAUUCUCAGUGCCUUUGCUCCUGUCUACAGUUGGAUUCUUGUCCUCAGAGGACUGGUGGGGUUUGGCAUUGGAGGUGUUCCACAAUCGGUCACACUGUAUGCUGAGUUCCUACCCAUGAAAUCAAGAGCAAAGUGUAUAUUGUUGAUUGAGGUCUUCUGGGCUAUUGGCACAGUGUUUGAAGUGCUUCUUGCUAUCUUUGUGAUGCCUACUUUGGGGUGGCGCUGGCUUCUGAUCCUCUCUGCUCUGCCACUCUUUCUCUUUGCUAUUCUGUGCUUUUGGUUGCCUGAAAGUGCAAGAUAUGAGGUUUUGUCAGGGAAUCAAGAGAAAGCCCUUGCCACCCUAAAACGCAUUGCAACGGAAAAUGGUGCUCCCAUGCCUUUGGGCAAGCUCAUCGUCUCAAGGCAGGAGGAUCGAGGUAAAAUCCGAGACCUUUUUAGUCCACAGUUUAGACGUACAACACUGCUGCUAUGGUUCAUAUGGUUUUCCAAUGCAUUCUCUUACUACGGACUGGUCCUACUUACGACAGAGCUUUUCCAAGCAGGAGAUGUAUGUAGCAUAUCCAAUCAAAGAAAGGCAGUCAAGCCAAAAUGCAGCUUAGCCUGUGAAUAUUUAACUGUUGAAGAUUAUACAGAUUUACUGUGGACAACACUUUCUGAAUUUCCAGGCGUACUGAUAACUUUAUGGAUCAUUGAUCGAGUUGGUCGAAAGAAGACCAUGGCCAUCUGCUUUAUUGUAUUCUCCUUAUGUGCCCUUCUGCUGUUCCUUUGUGUUGGAAGGAAUGUCCUUACCGUUUUUCUCUUCAUUGCAAGAGCCUUCAUUUCAGGAGGAUUUCAAGCUGCCUAUGUUUACACCCCAGAGGUUUAUCCAACAGCAACUAGAGCGCUAGGCCUUGGAACAUGCAGUGGGAUGGCUCGUGUGGGAGCAUUAAUCACACCCUUUAUUGCACAGGUAAUGUUGGAGUCCUCAAUUUAUCUCACGGUGUUGGUAUACAGUGGCUGUUGUGUUCUAGCCGCUCUGGCUUCCUGCUUCCUUCCCAUUGAAACCAAAGGCCGUGGCCUGCAAGAGUCUAGCCACAGAGAAUGGGGCCAGGAGAUGGAAGGAAGAGGAACACACAACUCAGGAGUGACCCCUUCAAAUUCUGGCUCCCAGGAAUGAUACUCAGUGUCACUUACUGCACCAAGAAUCCCAUAUAUACAGUCAGAUGGCCUUUCAUGCUCACAACUAACAAUACAUGGACGAUCAAUUGAUUGUUUUCCAGAAAAGAAAGUAAUGGGUGCAGGGAAGCGGCAUUAUACAAGUAAUGAAGAAACAGUGUACUUCCCCCCUCAGGUGACCCUGAACAGUUUAAAUGAUAAUGCUGCAAGUUUAGCAGAACAUGAAAAAAAUGCUUCAUUAGUUUUAAAAACUACAGGGAUAAUCUUUAUUGUUUAUUUAAUUAAAACAAUGAAGGGAUUAAGUAGAGGCCUUUUGACCCUAAAAUCACAAUGAGUCAAUCUGGAUGCAUUUGUGCAUAUUUGGUCAUUUCCAUGGAUUUCAACUCCUUCAAAGAAUUAGAAAAGAUUUCAAAGGCUAAAUAUUUUUUUGCCGACCCCAAGGCAAUUGUGCUAUUGCUUACUUGAGGUGGCCAUACAGUUCUCUGCUGCUGAUUCGGGUCCUUAAGACCAACUCGGCAGCUUCUCUGCCCAUGUAUGGGGCCCUCCGAUAGGCCUCCCCGACCGAUAUCCGCCCAAAAAUUGGUCAGAUGUUGAUUGGACAAGCUUGAUUUUUUUGUCCGAUCGGAGGCCGGGUCGGCUCAUUGAUGUGGUCCUCGCUCCAACUUUUCCUGUCCCUUUCAUUGCACUGUGAUCGUUCGGUCCUAGGGCCAAACAAUUGCAUUAGCAUAAUGGGGGGGAAAGAUUUGCAUGUUUGGCGACAUCGCCAAAUAAACAAAUCUUACCGUGUAUGGCCACCUUUAGCCUUUGUUUGUAAAUUGAUAUCUACAGCCCCUUAGUACAUGCCAGGCUUGUUGUUUCUGGGAUGGAUUUGCUUGGAAAAUGUGUUAGGAACAAACCUCUGCUUUAGCUUAUAGCUAAUGACCCCUAAGAGAACCUGUCAGAAUUUCAAAGCAUAUAUUUAGUUGUGUAAUUAAACAAAUAUUUUGUUUUCCUACAGCAGAAAUACUGACCAAAAAUGUCAAGCCCUAUAUAAUCUCAUGGUAUGCUGGAUUUUGGCUUUUUGUACUGCUAUUAUACAUUGAUUACGAACCUGCCACAUACAUUCAACCUGUGCUUGACCUGUGCAUAUCUGUCCCUUAACCAUGCACGCUACAAAUUGGUCACAUCAUUCGCAAGCCAAGUCCUGACAUCAACAGACUCCUCAGUUUGGGAGCCACUGGAUCCAUCAACAUAUGCAAUUAAUUUGGCCUAACCCUGUUUUAUAAUUCCUUUACUCCGUGUUGCCCACAAUUACUGCAAGGCCAGUUAAUAACUCAGCCACCAUGUACUAAUGCUCAAACGUGUUGUUUACUAAUAUUCAUUAGGUAAUCUAUAAUGAAAGGCAUUGCAGGACAUGGGAGUCUUGAAAGGCUGUUACUAUUGUCAGUUUACCCCUUCCAAUAUUACAGUAAAGGCUAUAAAACUUUUCAUUUAAAAAAAGAAUUGCAACAAUUUGAAUAUAUAAUAUAAUAUAUAUUCUAAUGGUGCCCCUAUUAGAACUGUAUUAGGCAAACAUAUAUAUAUAGAAAAGGGUAUUUGCAUUACAUUAGGAUUAUGUAACAGAUGUAAGUGCAAAUCCUAUUUCUACAGUAAUGUGACUUAAAAGAGGUUCACAAAGCCCUUUCAGAUGUAUGCUUAUUUUUCAUUGAUUUUACCUGAACAGAAAAAUAUAACCUGAUAGUAAGUAGGGUUUAGCUUUAUCUUGCUUUUCUUCAUAUAUUUGUAAUAUCCUUAAUUUAUAUAACACUGACUUGUUAUGCAGCACACAGAUAUUAUUAAUUAUUCACAUCAGUCACUGUCCUAAUGGAGCUGGUGAUCUGAGGUCCCUAAAGCACACUAGGGCCGGUUUCAUCACAAGCCUGGAUAUUUUUGAGUGUGGGAGGAAACCCUUGAAGACGGGGACAACAGUCAAACUCUAGUGUUCAGCUCAGUUUCUAUGUCAGGAUGCUAGCGCUUAUAGUAAUGGGCAACUGCUGCACUACUGUGAAGCCCUAGACAGUAAAUACAGGAACAGCUUAUUAUACUGAUGAGCGCUGCCUGCAAUAUUACAGAUACUGACAUUAUCUAUUGACUGCCAUACAGCAAUAUAUUUAGAACUGUUAUUGCUUUAACAUUAGUGUGUGGGCAGUAAGGAAUAUGGCAGCUGUCAUAUAGAUGUAAUUUUGUUUGUAGUAGUUCCUGCUUCUCUCACUGUUGAGCAUGUUACAUGAGACUCUCACUCCCAGGUGAUCCUUCACUACAAUAUAGGAGAAAAGGACCUCCAAGCUCAUACACACACCAUUCACCAGUCUUCUCAGUAACUUGGGUGCCAGUUGUUUCUUAAAAACAAACACAGAUUUCUCCUCCACAGAUACAGACCCACAUAUCCAACAGACACUCUCAGUGUCCAGCCCAAGCAUAUGGCUCUCACUGUGUUGCCUCAAAGAGAAUAUCUGCUAACCUGGGUCUAACCACUUCCUACCCUGCCAGGUGUCAGAUGUGUCCUAACCAUCCUACCUCCACCAUGUAGUGCAGGGCAAAGAACCUUCAUUUUCAUCUUCAUUUUAAUACACGGGUGGGGGGGGGGGUAACCGCCAACCUCCUCCAUGGAGCACAGGCCGAAGAACCUGGUGGGGAUCCCCUCCCUUUUAUACACUCAGAAACUUCCAGGUGGCAAUCUCUUCCCACAGAGCAAGUCUCCUUUCUUGCCAGACCUGCAAGGGGAAACUGUCCAACAAGCUGGCAAAUAUGUGCAUGAUGGGUUUAGUGCCCUUAUAGACUACAGCCCCAGCUCUCCACUGAGAUAUUCCCAACACAAUUUAGAGGUCAAACAUAUUAUAUAUAUUUUUUUUUUUUCCUUUUAUUUCAUUUAAGAGGACACUACCCUGGCAGAAUCAAGCAACAUAUUUAACUUUGUUCCCACAAGUAAUAAUGAAAAAAAUCAGAAGCAGACUGUAUGACUGCAUAAUUUAGCCUACAAUAAAUGGAAAUAUAUACCUUACUUAUGUCUACUUAUGAUAUUAAUAAUGUAUUUUUUGCCUUUAAUGAAAACCACAAUAUGGUUGUUUUUGUUAUUUAAUAACAUUUAGCUUCAUUAUUAUUAUUUUUUACUUUCUUUCAAUCAGUGCUGUUCAACUUUUUACAUGAGUGGCCCCACUACCUGACAUUCAAGUCUGUUAGCUAGAUUAUAUUAAAUCACUAUAUAUACCUAUAAUGUAAGGAAGGUGCACUUGCUCUGGCUGGGGGCUAGAAAAAAAUCCACAUCCAAGUAUUCAGCUUUGUUUUCAUUCAUUUGCAUAUGAUUUUUUGCUCUGAAGAGCACUAUUUAAUAAAGUGAAAGCAAAAUGUAGAUCCAAUUCAAUUUAUGUAUCACUGGUUGCAAGAAACUAACCCAGAAGCCUUAUUCCUUGUGAUACAAAAGAAAGCUGCAGAUCCACAAAGUGGUAACUGGGCUAAAGUUUCAGGAGUUAAUAAUGAUGAGUCCAGUCUUUAGCCUGCCUAAAUUAGGGAUGCCCCUUCAAAUGUUGGCAAACUACCUUUCCCAGCAUUCUGCAGCUAUCAACAGGUGUAGGAACUGUAGUUCAGCAACAUCUGAGGGGGUUGCAGAUUACCAUACCAUAGCCAAAAUCAUUGCUGUAGACUGUAUUGGGUGGCAGGUACAAGCACAGGAAAACAGUGGAACAGACAGGAUAAUGAAUGUUCGGGUGUCUGAAUGUACAGGAAUUACGCUGAAUGCAUUUUAAUGUUUGAACGUCCAUGUGUAAGAAGCUUAUUGUAUGAUCUCUUCUGUCCACAAUGCCUUGUUGACUUGGAUUUUACUGUCAGUUGAAUAGUUUAUGUUGAAUAAAGUUUUUACAUGAAUUAGA
Xenopus tropicalis (tropical clawed frog) is the source of this 6334-nucleotide messenger RNA. It is a transcript of the gene svop, whose product is annotated as SV2 related protein. The transcript is spliced from 16 exons. Gene Ontology annotation, biological process: transmembrane transport. Gene Ontology annotation, molecular function: transmembrane transporter activity. The coding region runs from base 805 to 2451 and encodes 548 amino acids. The record is from RefSeq and is a predicted model, not a curated record. Gene Ontology annotation, cellular component: membrane; synaptic vesicle membrane. Lineage: Eukaryota; Metazoa; Chordata; Amphibia; Anura; Pipidae.